GCGCGAAUACGAUACGAUAAUUGUAGGCUUAAGCAGUGCAAUUACAUGAGUAUAUCGUUGUGAAAUAAAAUUUAAUUAACGCCUUCCUAUUGUUUCAGCUGGUAGACGAGCACCUUGCAGUAAUGAAGGAGAACCUGUUCGAGUUGAUCAUAUAGACAAGCUUAGAUGCUUCUCCUGCAUCUGUAUGAACGGACUUGUGGAGUGCAGAAACGAAAACUACUGUCCGCCGAUUGAAGGAUGCCACAUGCUGGUCGAAAAGACCGAAGAUGGAUGCUGUCAAAAAUGCAAGGGGUGCAUAUACAACGGGGUUCAUCACGAGAGUCACACGGAGUGGACGGAGACGGAGGAUCCAUGUAAAGUAAUGCGAUGCGAAGCGGGUGUUGUAACGGUAUCGAACGUGCAAUGUCACACCCCUUGUGCAAAUCCACAACCACCCGAGCAAGGAAAAUGUUGUCCUACGUGUUCAGGUAUGUUUAUCCUCACUUUACUUCUGCUCGACAUUAUUAUUCAAAGCGAGUAA
Messenger RNA from Photinus pyralis (common eastern firefly), 520 nucleotides. RefSeq names its product BMP-binding endothelial regulator protein-like. The coding region runs from base 185 to 520 and encodes 111 amino acids. Lineage: Eukaryota; Metazoa; Arthropoda; Insecta; Coleoptera; Lampyridae. The transcript is spliced from 4 exons. The record is from RefSeq and is a predicted model, not a curated record. Gene Ontology annotation, molecular function: protein binding.